AUGUCAAAAAAUAAAAAAUAUACAGUACGACUUGCAAACAAAGGGCAAAUAAACUCAAAUCUCCAUUACGGACCAUAUGUUCGAGAUUGGUGGAUUUCAAAUCUAAAAAUUGCAAAUAAUAGUGUUUUAAAUCUUCCUUUUCGUCUUUUAUAUGAGUUUGGUUUUGACUUGAUUGAAGGCGAGAAUAUAGUCGAGGCAGUGAAAGGGCUUUCUGGAACAUCGUUAGCCGAAAUUAAAAUAAAUCGUGAUGAUAGAAGUAGUGGAUCAGAAGCUGAAAACAUUGAGCUGUUUGCUAGAUUUAUCUGUGCUAAGGAACUGUCUUAUAUAGGGUUAUGGAAAAAUUUUUCAUCCGCAGAAUUUAGUGCAUCUCUUAUUCGUCCAAAACCCAUAGUUUCGGCAUACACAGAACCCAUAUCUAAUUGGACUAUGCCAAUCCCAACAAUAAAAGAUAUGUUGUAA
Racocetra persica is the source of this 459-nucleotide messenger RNA. Lineage: Eukaryota; Fungi; Glomeromycota; Glomeromycetes; Diversisporales; Gigasporaceae. The record is from the annotation of a GenBank genome assembly.